Molecule: messenger RNA, 1464 nt
Organism: Ictidomys tridecemlineatus (thirteen-lined ground squirrel)
Lineage: Eukaryota; Metazoa; Chordata; Mammalia; Rodentia; Sciuridae
Gene: Gemin7
Product: gem nuclear organelle associated protein 7
Biological process (GO): spliceosomal snRNP assembly
Cellular component (GO): SMN-Sm protein complex
Molecular function (GO): RNA binding
Source: RefSeq, a predicted model, not a curated record
UUCGUGCUCCGUAAAAUGGGCAUCCCAGACGCCCCCAACUAACAGGCUGGCCGGUCAAGGUGCUGGCGGGGCGGUGACCAGGGCGGUGCCCGGAGCCAAGCCUCCCAGCCGGCCGCGACCACGUGGGGCGGCGGCGGCGGCGGCAGCAGCAGCAGCAGCAGCAGCAGCAUCGGCAGCAGCAGCAGCAGCGCGGGCGGAACCCAGGCUCGGAGACUUGCGGCCCGCCCGGGCCUCUGCAGCGAGGGCCCCGGCGGAAGUGUGGGCGCCAGAAGCUGUGGACCUGGCCAGCACAAUGCAGACUCCAUUGGCCAUUCCUGUGCCUGUGCUCCGGCUGCCCCGGGGCCCCGACGGCUUGAGUCGUGGCUUUGCCCCUGAUGGACGCAGGGCCCCCCUGAAGCGCGUAGCUACUGAAAUCCAAGAGUGUCCCAUCCUUCAAGAAUCUCCAGAAUCCCAGGAACAGCGAGCCCGAGCUGCCCUUCGGGAGCGCUACCUCCGCAGCCUGCUGGCCAUGGUGGGUCGCCAGGUGAGCUUCACACUGCACGAGGGUGUGCAUGUGACUGCCCACUUUGGAGCCACUGACCUGGAUGUGGCCAACUUCUACGUGUCGCAACUGCAGACUCCCAUAGGUGUGCAGGCUGAGGCACUGCUUCGAUGUAGUGACAUUAUUUCAUACACCUUCAAGCUGUGAAGACAAUAUUGUGGUCACCCUUCUGCUGUGGGCUUAGCCACAGUAUCACAGGCCUCCAAAUGUUCCUGAGCCAGGCACUGUGGACCCCACAGAGUUCUAAGCUCCCUGGGAAUUUUGAACCAAGCACCUCUGGAUUUUUGAGGCCUCCAGGGUCUAGUUGUAAAAGUCUGCAACCCUAGGAAAUCCAGAUCUCGUUGAAAGUAAUGCUCUACCUUGUAGAACUCUGGACUCUACAGAAAUAUGGGCCAGUGCCAGUUCCUGAAGACCUGGGUGGGAGGGUGGGGGCUGGAGAAAGAUGAACCGCAUUGGAGAGUUUGCAGAAUUCAACCACCUGAAGAUAACGCCCCAAAGCUCCCCUCCUGCCAAAGAACCAAUUAUCCCAGGAAAAUUUGACUUCUGUUUUUCAUUUUCUAUGUAUUCCAUGGGGGAUGGAGUCAAAUUUAGGAGUUGUUAGAAUGGUUAUCCUAGGGCGGAAUCCUGUGGGGCUGGAUACAGAUGGUGAGGAGCUUGGAUAAAGGUGCAGGGAUUGUGUCACCCCAGGUCCCAGGGAUGGCUGGAGACCCCUGAAUGGGGGCUCGGGACCUAAUUUUGGGGUGGGCCCGAUGUACCUUUACAAGGCGACGGCAUGGCUCUUAUUGGGUCACUUGGUCUUGCCCAAGUGCUCAUGGCAAGCCGCAGAUUUGCUUUUCUGUUCCAUACUGGGUGGGGGCGGGAUGCUCCGAUCUUGUGGUGAUGUCUAAGAAGAGGCUGGAGAUUAAAAGAUAGCAUGAAGCUUU